AUGGGCUAUCUUUCUUGCAAUGCCGAAUCCGCCAUUUCAACGUGUGAUUCGUACAAUUUUUCUAAAAAGAAGCCCAAACUUUCCAAGAUCCGUAACUUUUCCUUUGCGGAUCUUGAAACAGCAACAAAUGGUUUCUCGGAAACCAACUUCCUAGGAAAAGGAAGUCAUGGUUCUGUAUACAGAGCAGUAUUAGGCAACGGCGAAUUAAUCGCCGCGGUCAAACUGCACCGUUAUACAGAACCAAAACAAAACACCCCCACAAAUAUAUCCGCCACUCCAGCGGAUAACGAGAUAGAAACACUAUCUCAAAUACAGAACUCGAGACUAGUCAACCUUCUCGGGUUCUGUUCAAACCAAAAAACCAAAACAAUAUUAACAAUAACCGAAUACAUGCCAAAUGGCUCAUUAUUCGACUUAUUACACAAAAACAAUACCAAAUUACCCAGUUUAGCAAAACGAAUAAAAAUCGCUAUUCAAAUAGCGAAAGCUGUACAUUAUUUACAUACCUCAAAUCCACCUGUAAUUCAUAGAGAUAUAAAAUCAUCAAAUAUAUUAUUUGAUGAAAAAUGGAAUGCCCGCCUUGGCGACUUCGGGCUGGCAUUAAGAGGAAAUGUGGAAGAUGUCAAAGUGUCGUGUACACCACCUGCCGGAACUUUAGGAUAUCUUGAUCCAUGUUAUUUGGCACCGGGGGAUUUAAGUGCAAAAAAUGAUGUUUUCAGUUUUGGCAUUUUGUUGUUGGAGAUAUUUUCGGGUCGGAAUGCGAUUGAUUUAAGGUUUAGUCCGCCGUCAGUGGUGGAUUGGGCUGUUCCAUUGAUAAAAUCCGGUGACUAUGGGGAGAUUUUUGAUGGGUGUCUUGGGGUUGACGGCGGUGACACCGCCGUGAGACAGCUGGCGGUGUUGGCGGCGAGGUGUGUGGUGUCCAAGGCGGAGAAACGGCCCGGGAUGGCGGAGGUGGUGGCGUGUUUGAAAUCGGCAAGAAAAAGGAUUUCCUCUGUUUCAUGGCGGCGCGUGGUUUCGACUCACGCGCCUUUUCGCGAGUAUGAUUACGCGCCGGCGCUCGUGAAGUAUGAGGCUUUGACUGAAAGUAACGAGACGGUCAAAGUUUGUAAAAGUUCGAGUAAGAGGAACAGGAAAUUGUCUAGUGUGAUAUGUGGUGAAAUGGGUGAUUGCCACGUGGCAAGAUCUAAGUCGAUAGGAUGUGUUAGUGAUUUGAAAGAUAAACCGUUGGAUAGGUCAAAGUCAACAGGUGAAUUGGGGUACAGAAGGAGAAAUGGUGGUGGGAUUGUUUUGCAGAUGAUUAGAAAUCCUAAUAUUAGAGAAUUUGAAUCAUCUAAAUUGCUUGUGAAAUUUAGUUGAUAUGAUAUGAUUUUAGAAACAGUUUUUGUAUACAUAGUGUCAUGAUAUAUUUGACAAAGAUAAUCUGUUUUUUGUGAGUU
Molecule: messenger RNA, 1436 nt
Organism: Erigeron canadensis
Lineage: Eukaryota; Viridiplantae; Streptophyta; Magnoliopsida; Asterales; Asteraceae
Product: serine/threonine-protein kinase-like protein At3g51990
Exons: 1
Coding region: 1-1356 (451 amino acids)
Biological process (GO): protein phosphorylation
Cellular component (GO): plasma membrane
Molecular function (GO): protein kinase activity; ATP binding
Source: RefSeq, a predicted model, not a curated record